AUGCCCUCUAGUAUUGUCAAUAAUUCCCCAAAACGUCGACACUCAUAUAAUAACACUCCCACAAGAAGCAGUUUGAAUACAAUAAAUGAUGAUGAGGCAGAAAAAAGUCUUCGUAGAAAGUCUUUUGCAGAAUCAAUGCGUAGAAGGUCCGGAAAUAUGGCUGUUAUUGGAUCACCUCCAAUAUUAUCAACAGAGAGAAACUCCUUUAAUACACCAUUAAAUCCACCAAGACCAUUAGAAAUUAUAACACCUAUACCAAAAAUACCAGCUGAACAAAUGUCUAUAAAUUACGAGGAAUGGAUGAAGUUGGUUACUGAUAACAAAAUAAAUGCACAAAAUAGUUGGAAGCUUGCUUUGAUAGAUUAUUUUCAUGAAAUGAGUUUAUUAAAAGAUGGAGAUUCUAUAAAUUUCCAGAAAGCGUCAUGUACCUUGGAUGGAUGUGUGAAAAUUUAUACUUCUAGAGUUGAUUCUGUAGCUACUGAAACAGGAAAACUUUUAAAUGGAUUGGCAGAUAGUAGUAAUGAUGAAGAUGAAGAUGAAGCAGAUCCAGAAAAACGUACCAAGAAAAAAAGGAAUAGAAGUGAAUCAACAUUAGUUACAUCAUAUGAUCAAUUAAUAUUAAAAAAAUUCGAUUUAGAAUUUACUGUUGAUCCUCUUUUCAAAAAAACUUCUGCUGAUUUUGAUGAAGGUGGUGCUCAAGGAUUAUUAUUGAAUCACUUGUCAGUUGACAGCGAUGUCAAAAUUAUAUUUGACGCAAGUGAUGCUAUACCAGUUCACAAGAUGGAAGAUGAUAAUAAUAUAGAAGAUAAUUCAAUUCAACUUAUGGAUUUAACAAAAUUACGGACAACAUUUCUUCCAGAUCUUGAAAGCAUAUUCAGCAAGGAUAUAUGCCCAGUGUUAAAAGGCUUCAAUUUUUUUGGAAAUAGUGAAGUAGACUUUGAUUUCUUUUUACGAAAAAUAGGCGAUGACGGUGAUGACGACGAUGAUUGUAUUGAUAGUAGAUUCGAUUUUGUUGAAAAUCAUUAUACAGCAGGUGGAAAUGGUUCAGAAUUGUUUAUGGAUAAUGGUGGUGGGGAUGAAGAAGAUGAUAUUUUCCUGGAUCAAAGUUUCGAAGUUGAUGAUGAACGAUCUGAGCAUCAACAACAACUUUCUGAAAGAGAUUAUCUGAUGGCAAUGUCUAAUAAUGAGAAUGAAUUAUUUUCUUAUUUUGAUUCUGCUUUUUUACGGAAUUGGGCUGGUCCUGAGCAUUGGAAAUUAAAAAGAGCUGCAAAAAAAAAACCUGAAGAUGAAAAUGGUGAAACUAAGGGAGAAAAGAAGAAAAAAGAUCCGUUUUUAAUUGACUUUAUUGAGUCUGAUGACAUUGAUACAAGUAAUAUAUUUGUCGCUGGUAAAAAUACAAUCAUUGACCCUAAAUUAGCUGAAAGGCUGCCGCACCGAAACAUUCUUCCUGAUGAUAUGCAUUUUUCAUCAAAACAACUAUUAAAAUUGUUUCUUAAACCACAGCCUACGGUUAGUUUUUCUCCGAGGUCAAAUAAUAAAAGCGAGGAAAAAGAUUUUGAAAGGGGUGGCACAUUUUUCAACGAUGAUUACGAUGGAACUGACGACGAGUUAGAUUAUGGUGAAAACCUUGUAUCACAGCCAAAAAUAAUUAAACCCGAAUUUGUCAAAUAUUCAAAAAAAGCAAAAAGAGUUGAUGUUAAAAAACUCAAGGAGAAUAUAUGGAAAACUUUAAUACAUUCUAGAAAUUCACUAAAUGCAUCAGAAAAUGAACCAAAUGUUUGUGAUAAUAUCGAGGAAAAUGAAACUUUACCUGUUGUCAAAGAACAAAAACUCUCUGAUGUUGUUCAAAAUUUACAAGGCUUUUAUAAAGAAAAGGCUCUGAGAGAUAUUUCAGUACAAUUCUGUUUUAUUUGCGUGUUACAUUUAGCAAAUGAAAAAAAUCUUGAUAUAUUACCUAUUGGUUAUUUCGUUGAAGAAAAGGAUUUUGCUGUUUCACCAAAACAAAGCGUUGUGUAUAAAUUUGAAUAUUACUCAACAACAACACCAUUUCCUGAGAAUAUUGGUCAUUGUUUAGAUGGUAAUUCGAGUAUAAGAGCUACCACCUAUGUUCAUGAGUUUCUUUAUAAACCUAGCAUAUUACACGUUAAGAAUUGGAUAAAAGAAGAACAACUGCCUGAUAGUAAUUUACUUCUUAAGUUAUUGGAAACAGUUCAACAUCCACCUAUUAAUUUGGAAACAUCGUUAAAAUGUAGAUUUGGUGGAGUGACUAAUUAA
Molecule: messenger RNA, 2274 nt
Organism: Entrophospora candida
Lineage: Eukaryota; Fungi; Glomeromycota; Glomeromycetes; Entrophosporales; Entrophosporaceae
Source: the annotation of a GenBank genome assembly